Messenger RNA from Teleopsis dalmanni, 1178 nucleotides. Its product is annotated as fibrinogen-like protein 1. The record is from RefSeq and is a predicted model, not a curated record. The transcript has 4 exons. The coding region runs from base 10 to 1059 and encodes 349 amino acids. NCBI's taxonomy places the organism in Eukaryota, Metazoa, Arthropoda, Insecta, Diptera, Diopsidae.
UCCAGUAAGAUGCAAAAAUUACUAAUAAUUUUAAUAAUAAAAAUCGUCAUAUUUGCAGUAAAAUCGCAACAUGACAAUAUUAUUCAUCACCCUUCUAUUUGGCGCGAAAACAACACUAUGAAGGACGUACGGAGUCAGUUGGAAGCAUUAAAAGUAGUUAAUGAAAAUUUGGGUCUAAAAUUGGACAUGUACAAUAUGAGAUUGAAUCAAGAGAUGAAAGGUUUAUACAAUGAAAUGGAACAGCAUUUUUCGAAGCUAUUGCAUUUAAGUGAAAAUUUUAUUAAAUCAGCUAAGAUAAAUGAUUGCACUUCAUCUAUUGACUUACGCGGCGAUUUUGAUUUUUCAGAUGUGGAUUGUCGGCCCUAUACCACUAAAAUGAAAUAUCAAAAACAACUACCAAAGAAUUGUGCUGAGGCACUACAAUCUAAUAAUAAUAAAUCUGGAAUUUACAAGAUUUACAUACCUGAUUCAGAUCUGAAGCCGUUCUAUGUUUAUUGCCUAAACGAUCCAAAUAAUGGAACCGCUUGGACGGUAAUUCAACGUCGCCAAGAGGGUGGAAUUGAUUUUUCGUUGAUUCGUGAUUGGAAAACGUACCAAAAAGGUUUUGGUAAUUUGAAUGGUGCAUUUUUCAUUGGUUUAGAGAAAUUAAAUGUCAUAACUCAAUCUGAACUACAUGAAUUAUGGUUUGAUAUGGAAGAUUUCGAAGGAGAGAAACGUUACGCAAAGUAUGAUUCAUUUGCGAUAGGCGAUAACUCCACUCAGUAUGAUUUAAAAAUUUUGGGAAAAUAUAGUGGAAAUGCUGGUGAUUCAUUCACUUUUCAUCAAGGUAUGAAAUUUUCAACACCUGAAGUUGACAAUGAUCUCGCGGAAAACAAUUGUGCUGAUGCGUUUAAAGGUGGUUGGUGGUAUGCAGCUUGCCAUGCCAGCAAUUUGAAUGGUAAAUAUUUGAGAGGCAAAUUUAAUGAAUCGCUAUACGCAACCGGCGUAAUUUGGCACUCCUGGCAUGGACAUUAUUACUCUUUAAAGAACGUUGUAAUGGCUAUUCGACCAAUAACUUAAAACAAAAUUAAAUGAAUUUUUUCCAAAUUUAAAUUUUCCAUAAUUAUUGGUUUUUUUAUAAUUUUCAACUUAUUUACUAUUUGUAUUGAACAAUAAGUAACAUUUUUAAUCAAUUUGAA